Molecule: messenger RNA, 2045 nt
Organism: Tilletiaria anomala UBC 951
Lineage: Eukaryota; Fungi; Basidiomycota; Exobasidiomycetes; Georgefischeriales; Tilletiariaceae
Exons: 7
Coding region: 93-2021 (642 amino acids)
Biological process (GO): microtubule anchoring at mitotic spindle pole body; mitotic sister chromatid segregation; protein localization to mitotic spindle pole body
Cellular component (GO): MWP complex; mitotic spindle; microtubule organizing center
Molecular function (GO): protein binding
Source: RefSeq, a predicted model, not a curated record
GCGCUUCCUAUGCACCAAGACGGCACUAUUCUGCAUGCAUUUUUGUGCGAGUAACUCUUCUCAACCAGACCACAGAAACGCCUAUCGGCCAAAUGGAUUUCACAAGUCCAUUCCCGCACUCCUGCCCGGGCGCCAUCGCCUUUUCGCCGGGCUCCACGUUUUUUGCGCUUGUGGUGCACAGCUCGGCCCGUUCAGAGUAUCGCGAUCCUAAUGCUGCAUCGGCUCUUUUGCAUGGUACUAAGCGCAGACGACGAAACGCUAGCUCCGAUGAAUGGAGUACAGUGAUCAUUCGCGCCUCGUCCACACUCCAAGUGGUUCGGAGCUGGGAUCUCGAUGGUUACAUCACCUCCUUGGAAUGGUCCGAAGAAGGGAGGUACCUUUUGGCCGUGUCGCCGACAUACGCGGUCUCCCCUUCGCCUUCCACUUCUUUGGUGCCACAGCAGUCGUACUUUGGUGUCGCGAGUGCGGAAAAUGGAUCAGUAUAUGUGUUGAGUCUCGACCCUAGCUUGGAGGCGAAUGAUGAGUCGGAUGAAGGGCAAGGAUGGGUCGCCCGGGUCGACGCUGGGUUUGAAGGUAUCUCAGGAGCGCAAUGGAUGAGAGGAAGGUCCGAUAACAUCAUACUUUUUGCUACCGACCUUCGCGCCAGCGUCUACUCCCUUAGCGACCUCAAAGUGACAAUAAUCAAAUAUGUCAAGCUGGGAAUGUCAAUCACGAGCUCAAAAUACCCCGGGUACUUUGGGCUCAUCCGUCGCGAGGCGUGUAAAGAAAGCAUCUCGCUUUAUUGCUCUGACGAGAGGAGAGGAUAUCGCGCGAUUCUCGAAGGAACCGCUGGCAAAUACUGGCAGGCUGAACAGUCCUUCAAUCUUGCCACGAACGAUGCCAGAGGCGCCGCUUGGUCUCCGGAUGGUAGACACAUCGCUGUGUGGGAGGGUCACAUGGAGUACAAGCUCCUCGUCUAUACCCGUUGUGGAUCCCACCGCUUUACAUUCUGGAUACCUCCCAAUUUAGUUGAGCCGAUCUCAUCCGCUUUGCCUACCGGAACAUCUGGACUACCUUUGCUUGCAGUUCAAAGUACAGCAAGCGCACGUUCCUCCACCAUGGCUUCAAGUCUUCGAAAGUCCUAUUCAUCGAAUUCCGUGAAAACCGAAGAGGAUGAAUCAAAGAGCAAAGAAAAGAGAAGGGCGCCUUCUCAAGCAAUCCCGAAGAAGCGCAAGUCGGACGACGAGGAAACCAAGGUCUCUGGUGGUGGGCUGGGAAUCAGGCAGGUAGCAUGGUCCCCCCACUCGACCCUGCUGGCUGUCGGGGGUUUUGACGAGCACAUACGGCUGCUGGACGCCGCUUCCGGAACAGAGAUCUAUUCUCUCGAUCUGUCGCGGACUACCAUUACCGGAGAGCUAUCCCACAGCCGUGCAAAGCCGACGCAACAGCAACCCCACCAAGGUCGCAGAGUCUCUGACUUUGUGUUCGGUCGUCUGCACGUCUGGCGAGAGCCUCAUCUAUCAUGGCUGGAGGAGACGGGCAAGCGAUGCAUUGUAGCAAUGGAGAACUCUAGCAGCAGCUUGCCGGUUACAAUCCCAAGUAUGCGGGUUGACACGGCUGUUUCGCAGCCCAAGUGUGGAGUUUGCUGGAUGGCUUGGAGCAAAGCGGGUACACUCUUGGCAUCAAGAAAUGACAACAUGCCCACCGCGGUAUUCAUUCACGCUUUCCCUCCCAUCCCAAACGACCAGCCCGACCAAACUCCACGCCCGUACCUUGUUGCGAUCCUGCUCUUCGGCAGUGCAGUCCGCUCGGCAGUCUGGCAAAACGAAGCCCCAUCAUCCCUAACCAUCGCAUGCGGAGGCGAGGCGCUCUACACCUGGUCCUUAGACGUUUCAGCUGACGGCAAAAGUAUUCAACAAACCGCAGAGGCAAUUCCCAUCCCCAACGAUCACGUCAAUGCGCAAAAUCUGCAUUGGUCACCAGAUGGCCGAUCGCUUUUGAUUGCCGAUCACCAAUCAUUCUGCUGCGCCAUAGCUGCCUAGUGACCAGAUCCGACUCAACUUAUA